Messenger RNA from Galendromus occidentalis (western predatory mite), 540 nucleotides. Its product is annotated as cuticle protein 10.9. The transcript is spliced from 3 exons. The coding region runs from base 18 to 458 and encodes 146 amino acids. Gene Ontology annotation, cellular component: extracellular matrix. The record is from RefSeq and is a predicted model, not a curated record. Lineage: Eukaryota; Metazoa; Arthropoda; Arachnida; Mesostigmata; Phytoseiidae.
CAUCACCGACCAUCAAUAUGAAGCAGUUCCUGAUAUUCGUCGCGGUUGUCACCGUCGCCUCCGCCCAGAGCGUCGCGGAUCAGUAUGGGGAUCUUUCACAACCGACGCCGUACGAAUACGCCUACACGGCAGAAUCCGAUGAAGGCUCUCACGGACAUUCCGAAAAGUUCGAUGGCAACUCUCGCGCUGAAGGAAAUUAUUUCUUGAAGUUGGCUGACGGGAGAGAGAGAUAUGUCAGCUAUACGGCCGACGAGAGUGGAUUCCACCCCGAGAUUCAGACAAAUGAGCUCGGAACUGAGUCCAAGAAUCCCGGAGAUGCUGUUUACGUGUCGUCGGCACCCUCCGGACCCGAUGCCGCUAUCCAGGCCUACGGCGGACCUUUCCCCGAGAGCAUCGGUCAAGGAGUUCGACCUGUCGUCGCCCGCGCCGCCGCUGCCGCGGCUGCCAGCGCAUCUUAGAUUUGCUGCGGAGCCAGAGGUCAGGCAAAAGAAUAUCUCUUCCCGAGGGAGAACGGGCCAGUUAGCAAGAAUAAAUUUCUUC